AUGUUUGGCUGGAAACGGAAUGCGAGCACGCAAACGAUUGCACGCAUAAAGAAUUCAAUAUUCCCAGAAGUAUUUUACCAACAUGUUGCCUACAUGCAAUUUCCUCUAUUCUAUCUAUCUAUCUAUCCUAUCUAUCUAUCUAUCUAUCUAUCUAUCUAUCUAUCUAUCUAUCUAUCUAUCUCUCUCUCUCUUUAUAUAUAUAUAUAUAUAUAUAUAUAUAUAUAUAUAUAUAUAUAUAUAUAUAUAUAUAUAGACUGUUACAUCUUAACUAGACGACGACCAACAACCGUCAUUUUUUUUUACAUUUUCUUCUUCUUCUUCUUCUUCUUCUUCUUCUUCUUCUUCUUCUUCUUCUUCUUCUUAGUCAUCGUCGUCUUCUCCUUCUUUUUUCCUCCUCCUCAUUCUUCUUCUCCUUUUUCUUAUUCUUCUCCUCUUCCUCCUCUUAUUCCUCCUCCUCCUCUUUCUCCUCCUCAUUCUUCUUCUCCUUUUUCUUAUUCUCAUCCUUUCCUCCUCCUCUUCCUCCUCCACCUCUUUCUCCUUCUUUGUGACGCUCACUCUCUCACAGACGCGCCGUCGCCUCUCUCUGUCUUUUCUACAAAUACUUUCAUGUCUAUUUCUUUCUUCUUUUUUCUUUCAUUCUUUUUUUCCUAUUCUAUUCGAAGAUGUCAUCUAAUCUCUAAAUCUUUUCUUUCUUUCUUUCUUUCUUAUUCUAUUCGAAUACAUUUGGUUGUGAUUUUCAUUUUUCAUCUUUCGUCCACCGGCCUGCCUAUUCUCUCUUACCGAAAGAUCAAAAUUCGGCCUAACGAGCUUAACUUCUUUCUUCUCUAUUUUCUUUCGUUUUCUUCUUUCUUUUUUAUUUUCAAUCCUUUUUCUUUCUUUCUGAAAAUAAUUAUUUCCUAUAACGGCUUCCUUUUUUAUUCAUUUUGUCUUAGAGUGAUUCAUUCUUCUGUAGAUUUCGUUUUCACUGUCAUUAAUUUCUGUUUAUAUUUCUUUCUUACAUCACUCUCUCACAGACGCGCCGUCGCCUCUCUCUGUCUUUUUUACAAAUACUGUCAUGUUUUCUUUCUUUCUUUAUUCUUUCUUUCUUUCUUCCUAUCUUCGUACCUUCUUUUCUUUCGUUCUUUCUUUCCAUCUUAUGAUGACUAUUUUACACUUCUUUAUCUUAUUCGUUUAUUAAGUCGUCUUAUCUUAAUGUUAUUCUUUAAUAAAUACUUGAUAUUCUUUCUUUCUAUCUUUCAUCCCCAUUCUUUCACUGUAGUAUCUCAUGCCUUCUUAUUUCACUUUGUCCCUUUUGUUGUCACGUGUCAAUCUUCUUCAUCUCCUCCAUUCUCUUCUUCUUCUUCUUCUUCUUCUUCUUCUUUUUCCUUGUAUUUUUUCUUUUUUCUCUUCUAUUUCUUAUUUCUCUUCUUCUAUUUCUUACUCUUCUUUGUCUUCUUCUUUCUCUUCUUCUUCUUCUUCUUCUUCUUCUUCUUCUUCGUCGUCGUCGUCAUUCUCUUUAUUUCCUUCUUCUUUCUCUUCUUUUUCUUUCUCUUCUUCUUUCGAUUCUUUCUCUUUCUCUUCUUCUUCUUCUUCUUCUACUUCUUCUUCUUCUUCUUCUUCUUCUUCUUCUGCAUUUUCCUCGUCUCAGAAUCAUAA
Messenger RNA from Acanthosepion pharaonis, 1635 nucleotides. NCBI's taxonomy places the organism in Eukaryota, Metazoa, Mollusca, Cephalopoda, Sepiida, Sepiidae. The record is from the annotation of a GenBank genome assembly.